This is a messenger RNA of Nannospalax galili (Upper Galilee mountains blind mole rat), 3501 nucleotides long. It is a transcript of the gene Capn6, whose product is annotated as calpain 6. The record is from RefSeq and is a predicted model, not a curated record. NCBI's taxonomy places the organism in Eukaryota, Metazoa, Chordata, Mammalia, Rodentia, Spalacidae. Gene Ontology annotation, molecular function: calcium-dependent cysteine-type endopeptidase activity. Gene Ontology annotation, cellular component: cytoplasm. Gene Ontology annotation, biological process: proteolysis. Bases 155 to 2080 code for a protein of 641 amino acids. The transcript has 13 exons.
AUAGUUUUCAGGUUAAGAAAGCCAGAAUCUUUGUUCAGCUGCAGUGAGUGAACACACUUAGUGGGGUUACCUGGCUAAGAGUGGCGGCGGUGGAAGAAGCAGCAGCAGCAGCAGCAGCAGGGCUCCUGGGAUAGCUCAGGCAUAGUUGGACACAAUGGGUCCUCCUCUGAAGCUCUUCAAAAACCAGAAGUACCAAGAACUGAAGCAGGAAUGCAUCAAAGAUGGCAGACUUUUCUGUGACCCCACUUUUCUGCCCGAGAAUGAUUCUCUCUUUUACAACCGAUUGCUUCCAGGAAAGGUUGUGUGGAAACGUCCCCAGGACAUUUGUGAUGACCCCCAUCUGAUUGUGGGCAACAUCAGCAAUCAUCAGCUGAUCCAGGGGAGACUGGGGCAUAAGUCAAUGGUCCCUGCAUUUUCCUGUUUGACUGUUCAGGAGUGUCAUUGGACAAAGACAAUUCCAAACCAUAAGGAACAGGAAUGGGAUCCUCGUAAACCAGAUAAAUAUGCUGGGAUAUUUCGCUUCCGUUUCUGGCAUUUUGGAGAAUGGACUGAGGUGGUGAUCGAUGACUUGCUGCCCACCAUAAAUGGAGAUCUGGUCUUCUCCUUUUCCACCUCCAUGAAUGAGUUUUGGAAUGCUCUACUGGAAAAAGCUUAUGCAAAACUGCUAGGCUGUUAUGAGGCCCUGGAUGGUUUGACUAUUGCUGAUAUCAUCGUGGACUUCACGGGCACCUUGUCUGAAAUUGUUGAUAUGCAGAAAGGAAGAUAUACUGAUCUUGUUGAGGAGAAGUACAAGCUGUUCAGAGAACUAUACAAAACAUUCACCAAAGGAGGUCUGAUCUGCUGCUCCAUUGAGUCUCCCAGUCAGGAGGAACAAGAAGUUGAAACAGAUUGGGGUCUAUUGAAGGGCCAUACCUACACCAUGACUGAUAUUCGCAAGAUCUGUCUUGGAGAAAGACUUGUGGAAGUUUUCAGCACGGAGAAACUGUAUAUGGUUCGUCUGAGGAACCCAUUGGGAAGACAAGAAUGGAGUGGUCCUUGGAGUGAAAUUUCUGAAGAGUGGCAGCAACUGACUGUAACAGAUCGCAAGAACCUAGGACUUGUUAUGUCUGAUGAUGGAGAGUUUUGGAUGAGCCUGGAAGAUUUUUGCCACAACUUUCACAAACUAAAUGUCUGCCGCAAUGUGAACAACCCUGUUUUUGGCCGCAAGGAGCUAGAAUCAGUUCUGGGAUGCUGGACUGUGGAUGAUGACCCACUAAUGAACCGCUCAGGAGGCUGCUAUAACAACCGUGAUACCUUCCUUCAGAAUCCCCAGUACAUCUUCACUGUGCCCGAGGAUGGGCACAAGAUCAUCAUGUCCUUGCAGCAGAAGGACUUGCGCACUUACCGCCGAAUGGGAAGACCUGACAACUACAUCAUUGGUUUUGAGCUCUUCAAGGUGGAGAUGAACCGCAGAUUCCGCCUUCACCAUCUGUAUAUCCAGGAGCGUGCUGGGACUUCCACCUAUAUUGACACCCGUACUGUGUUUCUGAGCAAGUACCUGAAGAAAGGCAACUAUGUGCUUGUUCCAACCAUGUUCCAACAUGGCCGUACCAGCGAGUUUCUGCUGAGAAUCUUCUCGGAAGUGCCUGUACAACUCAGGGAACUGACUAUGGAUAUGCCUAAGAUGUCUUGCUGGAACCUGGCACGUGGCUACCCAAAGGUAGUUACUCAGAUCACUGUUCACAGCGCUGAGGGCCUGGAGAAGAAGUAUGCCAAUGAAACUGUAAACCCAUAUUUGGUCAUUAAGUGUGGAAAGGAAGAAGUCCGCUCCCCUAUCCAGAAGAAUACCGUGCAUGCCAUUUUUGAUACCCAGGCCAUUUUCUACAGAAGGACCACUGACAUUCCCAUAAUAAUUCAGGUCUGGAACAGCAGAAAAUUCUGUGAUCAGUUCUUGGGGCAGGUUACUCUGGAUGCUGACCCCAGUGACUGCCGUGAUCUGAAAUCUCUGUACCUGCGUAAGAAGGGUGGUCCCACUGCCAAAGUCAAGCAAGGCCACAUCAGCUUCAAAGUGAUUUCCAGUGAUGAUCUCACUGAGCUCUAAAUAGCCAAUCUCAGAGAAUCCUGACAAUUUUCCACCUUUCUGUGUCAGGCGCCAGGUCUUAGCUAAGUUUCACAAAUGUUGAAAGAAAGUUCACAAUUACUAACGUUUCCUCUUUUCUGAUAAGUUUCCCAUACCUCCCGAUUCAAGUAGCAUCAGUAGCUACAUAACCUAUAUACCUCCAGCAGCUGGACAGGGGGAAGUGACAGUCUUUUCUGGAGAAUAUUUGCUGUGAAAAGAUCCUUGGGGUAUCCACAGGUGAGAUUCAAGUAGGACAAUAAGAAGAGUCUGGACAUUAUACAUGUGUCUUUGCUAGUUUCAGUUGCCCAAUGUAUCUCCCCUGUAAGGCAUCUUGAGGGAGGAGGGAUGAUCAAGGCCAAGCUGGUCUAGCCUGGCAUCCCAGCUCCUGACUGACAAUACAGACUUACCAGCAGCAUUUUACCCAGUAGCCAGAGAUGACUUUUAAAGUUCUCAGCUUUUACCAUCACCACCACCACCACCAUCACCAGCUCCAGAAAAGUGUAGUCCUGCCCUAACCCAAGUCACCCCCCCACAGUGUUUUACCUUCAUCUAGAGGAAGCUUCCUAGGUGCUUAAUCAAGUGCUGGAGUUCAGUGAGGAUGAGAGAGUAAAAGAUGGGCCUGAGCUUCAGUGAGGUGGAAGCAAGCUGUGUGCCACAAGAGGGGAAAGUGGAAGAAGCUGCAGUGGGAGACAAAACCUUAGUCCCCCACCCAUCCACACACACCUACACUCACACACGCGCAUGUAGGCGCACAUGAACUACCGUUCAGGCAGUCAGUGGGCAAGAACAAGGAUGAGUGGAGUAUCACAUACAUGGAAAAGUUGAGAGAAACCAUCUAGUAAUAGGACAGCCAGUUUGGGGUCCCUGACUGCAAUGUGAAACAUCUUGCUGCUGCUAGAUUCACAAUCAAGCCCAAUGCCCUGUGCCUCCUUAAUAUCACUGGUACUGAAGACCCUAUGGGACAACUUGAGAGUUGGGGUUCUAGCCCAGAACCCUCGGGGUUUCCCUCAAUUGGGAAGAUUCACUCCCCAGGAGUUUGUUUUUCAGUGUUUCUACAGAAUUUUCUGUAGUCAGUCAUUCUAAAAGUUCUUCCCUUAAGCUUUGUCUAUCAAUAUUCUGUCCUUAUUUCAAGGCCCAGCAUAAACAUAAAUUCCACCUCCUCCAUGACGCCUUUCUAAAUCCCACCCCCAAACCCCACCACCAACAAUAUUUCAACGCUUCAGCAAUGAUAAGAAACAUAGUUGUAGUAGUCUAGUGCAGCAUGCAUUCAUUUAAAAAUAUAUUUUGAAGGUUUUUUUUAAGCUUACUCAUUUUCUACCAUAUUUUGCAGUCUAUAUAACUUUUGAGGUGCCUUUUCCACACUGCCUUACACAAACUAAAUCACAAUAAAGUUCAUAUUCAAU